AUGUCUUUAUCACUUCACACAUUACCCGUCGAACUGACAUUCACCACAUUUGAGAUUCAUUGGUAUCAAAUCGGUGACAAAGGUGCAAAGCAUCUUGCAAAUACUCUUCAACGAAACGAGACACUGACCACACUCAACCUCUAUGGUAAUGGAAUCAGUGAUGAAGGAGCACAAUAUUUGGCAAAUGCUCUACAACGAAAUAAAGUAACACAACUCGUAGUACUCUUUUCCUUAUGUAGUCAUCCAUUCAUUCAUUAUUUUUCACAGACACUGACCACACUUUAUCUCGGAGAGAACCGUAUUGGUAAUGAAGGAGCUAAGCAGUUUGCGAAUGCUCUACAACAAAAUCAGACACUUACCUACCUUAAUCUCUACGGCAAUAAUAUUGGUGAUGAAGGUGGAGAAUAUCUUGCUAAUGCUCUACAACGAAACAAAACAUUAACCGAACUUGAUCUCAUCAGCAAUCAAAUCGGUGACAACAUACUACGACGUAUCAAUGAGAUUCUUCAAAACAGAGCACGAUUGAAAAGAUGA
Adineta steineri is the source of this 534-nucleotide messenger RNA. NCBI's taxonomy places the organism in Eukaryota, Metazoa, Rotifera, Eurotatoria, Adinetida, Adinetidae. The record is from the annotation of a GenBank genome assembly.